Molecule: messenger RNA, 6270 nt
Organism: Salmo salar (Atlantic salmon)
Lineage: Eukaryota; Metazoa; Chordata; Actinopteri; Salmoniformes; Salmonidae
Product: F-actin-monooxygenase mical1
Molecular function (GO): protein binding; FAD binding
Source: RefSeq, a predicted model, not a curated record
CCGCCCCUUUCCUUGCCCCAACUUUUGGCUGCUCUGUCAUGUUAGAGGCAGUCAGCAGCUUGAUAAUAUACACCGCAACGUUUGCAGACCAGUCAUUGUGGCAGACCCUUUGUCCUCAGCCGACACGUGACGGGGCAGAUGCUCUGUGCUUUGCAGGGUGCAGCAUUCUUAACCACAUACAUCAUCACAAGAGUCAAGAACAGAUGUCUGUUGCUUAACAAAGAAGAAGGAUACCGGAAAUAUCACAUCUAAAAUGAAGCUGAACAACCAGUCGUAGUGAACAUCCAAGAAUCUGGAGGCUCAGGUUCAGCAUCCACUACCAUGGUGAACCAGGACCCCACCAACCCCUCCCAUGCCCUCUUUGACCAGUUUGUCCAGAGCCAGACCUGUAAGGAGGUGCAGCGUACCUUCUCAGAGCUCUGCCACCACCUACAAUUGGACCCCCGGGACUACCAGAGUUUCUACACCAAGCUCAAGGAGAGGCUCAACUACUGGAAGGCCAAAGCCCUCUGGAUCAAGCUGGACAAGCGGGCCCAACACCAAGAUUACCAGCAGGGCAAAGUCUGUGUCAAAACCAAGUGCCUGGUGCUGGGUGCAGGGCCGUGCGGGCUGAGGACAGCCAUAGAGCUGGCUCUGCUGGGGGCUCAGGUGGUGGUACUGGAGAAGAGGGACUCUUUCUCCCGGAAUAACGUGCUGCACCUCUGGCCUUACACCAUCUAUGACCUGCGUGGGCUGGCUGCCAAGAAGUUCUACGGCAAAUUCUGUACUGGGGCUCUGGAUCACAUCAGCAUCCGCCAGCUCCAGCUGAUACUGCUGAAGGUGUCUCUCCUCCUGGGGGUGGAGGUUCACACUGGGGUGGAAUUCAAAGGCUUCGUGGAGCCCUCAGAAGCCACAGGCUGGAUGGCCGAGCUGUUUCCUGACGAUCACCCUGCUGGGAAGUUCCAGUUUGAUGUCUUCAUCUCUGCAGGAGGAGGACGCUUUGUCCCUGAUGGCUUCAGGUGGAAGGAGCUGCGAGGAAAGCUGGCCAUCGGCAUCACAUGUAACUUCAUCAACCAUCACUCAGCAGCCGAGGCCCAGGUGGCAGAGAUCAGUGGUGUGGCCCGCAUCUACAACCAGAAGUUCUUCCAGGACCUGCUCACAGAGAAAGGUAUUGAUCUGGAGAACAUAGUCUACUAUAAAGACGCCACCCACUACUUUGUCAUGACUGCCAAGAAGAAGAGCCUGUUAAAGAUGGGGGUCAUUAAACAGGACUUCAGUGACGCCAAUCAGCUCCUGGGCCAGGCCAACGUGGACCAGGAGGCCUUGUUGCGUUAUGCCCACGGCGCUGCCCACUUCUCCACAGGCCACCGCCUGCCCAACAUGCAGUUUGCCCUGAACCACGCUGGCCAGCCUGACGUGGCCAUGUUUGACUUCACCUGUAUGCACCGUGCUGAGAACGCCUCGCUGGUCAGGGAGAGGAAAGGAAAGAAACUACUCAUGGGCCUGGUCGGAGACUGCCUGGUGGAGCCUUUCUGGCCUCUGGGAACAGGUAUUGCCCGUGGCUUUCUGGCUGCCUUCGACACAGCGUGGAUGGUCAGGAGCUGGGGCAAGGGAAAACCCCACCUGGAAGUCGUUGCUGAACGGGAGAGUAUCUACCAGCUCCUGUCCCAGACCACGCCAGAGAACAUCAAUAAAAACUACAGUGCCUUUAGCAUAGACCCGGCUACACGCUACCAGCACGUCAACCUCAACUCCAUCAAGGCCAACCAGUUGCAACAUCUGUAUGAUGUUGAAGACCAUAUUGAUUUGGGCCGACCAACCAAGAAGCAGAAAGAUUCGGUUGGAGCUUUUGAGGAGCUGUUGAAGUGGUGCCAGCAGCACACGGCAGGGUACGACAGGGUGAAGGUGAAGGAUCUGACCCAGUCCUGGAGGUCUGGCCUGGCCCUGUGUGCCCUCAUCAACACCUUCAGACCCCAUCUUAUUGACAUGUCCUCUCUGAAGGAGUCUGAUUCGGUCCACAACAACCAGCUGGCCUUCAGCCUCCUGGAGGGAGAGCUGGGCAUCCCUCCCAUCAUAUCAGCCAGUGACAUGGCCACCAAGGAACAGAUAGACAAGCUCUCCAUGGUGCUCUACCUCACACAGAUCCACGAUGCCUUCAACGAAAGGACACCCACUAGUGCAGAACCCCCGAGCCUUCUCCUGACACCGUCCAAGACCCUGUCUUUUCAGGCCGUGUUCUUCCUCAACAAGCUCAAGCACAACUCUCUGCAAAGACGCAAGGAGAGACUGGCAGCCGAGACAGAAGAAAAAGAUAAAAGGAUGAGGAUGGGAGAUGAGGAAGAUCCUGUAGCCCCUCUCUCAGCCCCUGAGGUGACCCCUGACCCUGAACUAAGCCCGACGUCAAUGAACAAUGAGGAGUGUUACUUCUGCGGCCAGCGGGUCUUUGUGCUGGAAAGGAUCAGUACUGAGGGCAAGUUCUUCCACCGUAGCUGCUUCACCUGCCAGCAGUGUGGCACCACCCUCAGACUGGGCAGAUAUACCUUUAGCCAGCACACGGGGAAGUUCUACUGUGAGCUACACUCUGAACAGAUAGAGAACAAGGAACAAUCCCCAUCCGUUAAGGAUACCAUCGGAGAUCACGAGGAGAAGAGAGGUGUGAAUUCAAUCUCCAGUGAAGACCCCUCACCUUGUCCCUCUGAGGACGAUGAGUACUAUCGAGACUCGGGUCCUCCUAAACCCAUGGAACCUCUGCAUCCUCCGAGUCAGGAAGACCCCAGUAGCAAACAACCUAGCCCUGUAGACGAGCCCCCUGUCUCACCAAAACCACCCAUAGACGUUUUCACAAAGAAAGGGUUUGAGGACUGUGAGGUGGAGGAAGAGGGGAAGGAGGGGGGUGAGGAUGCCCCCUCGGAUCCUCUGACCCCUGUCCCAAAACCUCGCCACUCUCGCUUGGCCAUCCCAAGCCCCCAGGCCUCCCCUCCUUUACCCAAACCACGCACCGUCCUCACCCCAAAAAGGGACACGUCACCAGCCCAUGUAGGGGAGAAGGGGUCCCCCAGGGCAGCAGGAGAGAAAGGGACCCCCAAGGCAGCCCCUGACUCCAGGCCGAAGCCAUUCCUGCGGAAGCUGCAGCUGACCGACGAGGAGAAGAACCACCUAGUCAACUUGAGCUUCAGCCUGGACUCUGACUCGGAGACACCUGGUUCUUCCUCCUGCUCCUCUUCCUCAGCCACAGCAGGGGGUCCCUGCCCACCCAAACCCCCAGGUGCAGACGGCCAGGAGGAGGAGGGCUACUGGAGUGGGGGCCCUGGAUCGGGGGGACACAUACGGGAGCACAGGAACCGCCGCUGCUUCAGGAGGAAAGAGGAACCAGUGGAGGGCCAGGGUCAGCACGCCAGGGUCCGCUCCAAGUUCUCCCCCUGGAACUUGUCCUCCCCUCGGCUGGGGAGGGACCAACGCUUCAGCGUCCUCAACAGCCACCCAGAAGUACAUUAUGGCCACAGUGUAUCUGAGGAAGAUGGUGCUGAUGAGGAGGAGGAGGAGGAGGAGGAUGAUGAGUUGGAUAUGUUUGCACCAGAUGGCUUGGAUUUAUAUGAUGAUAAGUUCCAGACCCUCCCUUCAGACCCUGUGGAGGCUGAGAAACUGGAGCUGUUGAAGAUGAGGACGUUGGAUCGACGGGCCAAGUCGUGUGAGAUGCAGCGCUUCCACAAAGCGCAGUCUAUUCAGAGACGCCUGGAGGAGAUUGAGGUGACGUUUAAAGAGCUGGAGGAUAAAGGUGUGGUGUUGGAGCAGGUACUCCGAGGAGAGGAAGGCAGUGGAGGUUCCCCUGAGAUGAUCGACCAGUGGAUCCAUCUGGUCCACCAGAAGAACGCCUUGGUCUCUGAGGAGUCAGACCUCAUGGUGGCGUCUCGACAGCUGGAGUUGGAGGACAAACAGAGCAUGCUGGAGAUGGAGCUCAGACAAUACAUGGAGCUAGAUGACUCUGAGAAGACGGCGGAGCAGCAGGCAGAAGAGGACCGUGUGCUACAGGAGAUGCUGGAGGUGGUUGACAUGAGGAACUCUCUGGUGUCCUUCCUGGACGAGAAGCGACUCAAGGAGAUCGAGAGUGACAAGCAGCAGGCCACCUCGCUGCUGGAGGCCAAGAGACACUCCACAGCCUCAGCAGGGGCACAGGUGCACUGGGCGUGAGGGUGACGCAUAUAUAUAUAUAUAUAUAUAACUGCUAAAAUGAAGGAAACACUUGAGUAAAUGAAGGAUGCAAAGUAUAUUGAAAGCAGGUGCUUCCACACAUGUGGUUCUUUAGUUAAUUAAGCAAUUAACAUCCCAUCAUGCUUAGGGUCAUGUAUAAAAAUGCCCAGUUGCCCAUUAUUUUGGCUACCAUGGCUAGAAGAGAUCUCUGCGACUUUGAUAGAGGGGUCUCAAAGGAGCCUAGGGGGUUUAAAGUGUGUCUGUCACCAGAUCUCAAUCCAAUUGAAUACUUCUGGAGCGGUGCCUGAGACUGUUUUCCAUCAACAAAACACCAAAUUAUGGAAUUUCUCAUGGAAGAAUGGUGUCCCAUCCCUCCAAUAGUUCCAGACACUUGUAGAAUCUAUGCCAAGGCGCAUUGAAGUUGUUCUGGCUCGUGGUGGCCCAACGCCAUAUUAAGACACUUAUGAUGGUGUUUCCUUUAUUUUGGCAGUACAUGCCCACAUUAAUACAUAUGUACAGGUAUACAUACACACUUCAAUUUAUUUAAAGAGAAUAUUGCUGCUUACAGACGCACACGCAUGAUCUUAUAUUUGCAAAGCCAAAGAUGUAUUGGUGAAGGUAUUUCUCCAGGAGUGUUGUGCUCUGUGUUGAGCCGCCAUGUACUGUCUGACUCCAGAGGUAUAACACGGAAACUGGUCUAGAGAUGUAUGGAUUACAAUCUGGAUGCAUCCAGGCCUUCCUGGCUUGUUCCCACUGGCCAUUCAUCUCCAGUGAAGGCAGUCCUGCUCCAGCAGCAGCCCCAGAAUAAAGAGACCCCCCCCACAGCCAGCUGAACUCAAAGCCAAGAAGUUGAGAACUGUCACAGGUUCUUAACACAGGGUUAAUAUAUUCUGUGGGUUGGACAGUGUUGUGUAAAAUGUCUUCUUUUUUUGUGUGUGUGUAACCCUGGAUGAGUGAGUUCUGCUAAGCACCAGGUAAUGUCACAAUUCUACUUUUGUAUACUGUAUAAAUUAGAUAUUAUAACAAUUUGUUCUUUGAGAAUUGCGUGGUCCAUAACAAUUCAAUAUUAUUAAAGAUGUUAAAUAUGAGAUUAUUUACUAGUAUUAAUUAAAAAAAAGUAACUUUUUCUUUUUUUUUUUUUUGCACUUUCAGUGACUCAUGUUGUGGAUUGUUUUGCAUGUUACAUUUAUAGUUAAUGUUUAGUCUCGGGUUAACCAGUGCACUCCUCUAGGAAUCGUUGUUUGAUGGAAGUCACUAAAUGACCUUUUUUAUAUAUUGGUCACUAAUUGGAUGUGUGGUACUAAGGCUGCAAUACACAGGCAGCCCAAUUUUAAUUGUUCUUUUGACCAGUCACAUCAGAUCUGAUUGGUCAAAAGACCAAUUAGUGAAGAAUAAGAUCAAACUUUGUCUGCUUGUCUAAAUGCAGCAUUUAGUGAAUGGGUGAAAUACAUUUCUGAAUUGACAGGCUAUUUUCUUACACUAUAUCCAUCAUUUAUCAUUUGCCAAUCUCUAUGAUAAUAGUAUAGCCAAGGGAAAACAUUGUUAGUCAGACCCAGCCUUAUGUAUCCUCCAGUGUUGAAUGCCUCCGUUGUGCUGCCGGGACAGUACUUUGCAGAAUAUAAAAUAAAGGCCAUGCACUGUCAUCUAAUUUUAUAACGUUUAAGUACAUCCUCAUAUGUACGUCUUGUCCCAUGUUGUUUUGAUGCUGUUCCUAAUGGUUACCACUAGAGAGCAUACCUACCCUGUUUGGCUGCAUCGCAUUAGUGGAAACCAAGACUUUGGUCAGGGCAGACCUGAUUGUAGUUAGAUAUGUUAGUUGUGACCGGGACAAUUUUAGCUAACCCUCUAACUAACCUUAACCUCAUUCCCCUAACCUGUUAUGAAAAGUUGCUUCUGCUCGUCAAAACUGACAGAUCUGCCCUAAGAAUAGUCUUGGUUUCCACUAAUGUGAUACAGCCCCUGUUUGUCAGUUUAUAGACACAUGAUUCACGUGACUUCACAAAUUGCCCGUGAACCGCAAUAGGUUCAGCAAGUGUUUUAAUUGUAAUCUAGUUUAUUCUGCACUGGCAAUGGAUUGACUAAAUAAAUAUUCAGUAUAAAGAA